AAUGGCAGCAGUGCAUGAAGAAGAACUUUCUAUGUGUGUUUUGCUCGCUGGCUGCAUGGAAAAAUAAGGUUUUUCCAUAUAUUUUCUACUCCCAGCCCACGGAAAAACUUAACCACACAGAGGAAAACAAAAGUCAAUGAUGCUUUUCAUGCUGCUGUUCAGUCGGCAGGGCAAGCUGCGUUUACAAAAGUGGUACAUGGCCUAUCCGGAUAAGGUGAAAAAGAAGAUCACCCGGGAACUGGUCACCACGAUACUGGCCCGCAAGCCCAAAAUGUGCUCCUUUCUGGAGUGGAAGGACUGCAAGAUUGUCUACAAAAGAUAUGCAAGCUUGUAUUUCUGUUGCGCCAUCGAGCAGAACGACAACGAACUGCUGACACUGGAGAUCAUUCAUCGCUAUGUGGAGCUGUUGGAUAAGUACUUUGGCAGCGUCUGCGAGCUGGACAUUAUCUUUAACUUUGAAAAAGCAUACUUUAUCCUGGAUGAGCUGCUCAUUGGCGGCGAGAUCCAGGAGACGUCCAAAAAGAACGUACUUAAGGCGAUCGCCUCGCAGGAUCUGCUCCAAGAGGACGAAGCCGUUGAGGGCACUUUAAGAGACAUUGGACUCCUCUAAAGAACUAGAACACCCUAGAACUUAUGUAGUUGAUAUUACACGCACACCCAGACACAGCAAGCACACAAUAACACACACAGUUACACCCCCCAGCGAUAACGUGUGCUGCACUUGGCACUUUACAACACUGCUCCAUCCACUCCUCAACUCUUGUGUGUGAUUUGGCUGUUGUACAGCACUAAAACGCUGAUAAAAAAAGAUAAGCAAGAAGACGCCCAGCAGCGUGAGGCUUCAAAAAAGCAAUAAUACUAGAUAGUAACAUCAGAGCAUCUGGCAUGUGGUUUUCCAUACACUCUUUCUCUCGUAAAUUUCACACACAGAUACAAUAGAUUCAGCUAAGUUCAUGCAAAACAAGCCAACCUCACGUAGUCCCACCUGGGGUUCCUGAACUGAAUUAAUAUUCCUCUUCCUAUCUACAUUAUAUAAUCGAAAGAUCAUUCCAAUCAAUCACCAAAUGGGCAAUAACUAAUUUAGUGGGAAAUAUAUGCAAUACUAUUCUUACAAUAGAAACAUCUAAGCUUUAAUGUUGAUAAAAUGAGAACGAUAUAUAAUUGAAAAUUGUAAUAAUCAUCCCCUAGUGGUAACCGAAUAAAAACUCUAGUUUAUCUAUAUCUA
Drosophila santomea is the source of this 1225-nucleotide messenger RNA. It is a transcript of the gene AP-1sigma, whose product is annotated as AP-1 complex subunit sigma-2. The coding region runs from base 137 to 610 and encodes 157 amino acids. The record is from RefSeq and is a predicted model, not a curated record. Gene Ontology annotation, biological process: vesicle-mediated transport; intracellular protein transport. Lineage: Eukaryota; Metazoa; Arthropoda; Insecta; Diptera; Drosophilidae. The transcript has 5 exons. Gene Ontology annotation, cellular component: intracellular membrane-bounded organelle; AP-1 adaptor complex; membrane coat. Gene Ontology annotation, molecular function: clathrin-cargo adaptor activity.